UUGCGCGCAGCGACAUCCCCAGCAGGGAGACUCGGCUACCACUACAACUAACUAUAUAACUAUAUAAUUACAACAACAAACGCAACUACAAACACUUGCGGGAUCUAACAGACGGCACUGCCUGUCACCCAGCCGCUAUCGCUCGACGACGGAUCAUCACAUCAGUCAGUGUGCAGUGUAUCAGCGGCAUCAGCGGCGUCAAAUUUCGCACACACACACACACAAUCGAGCAUGUAUGCAGUUGAAUAGUAUAGACUAGGCCAGCUGUAGGCUGCUCAAACAUACCCCAGCAGUUGGACGAUGCGCACGGACUAGCGCCUGUGAGAAACCGAAAAAAAAGAAAGUUUUAAAUAAUUUUAUGUGCAAAAGUUUGCCACAGCAAAAGGAAGUGCAGCGCUUAGUGAGCAUUUUCAAACGCGCUAUCGCUGCGGAUUUGUGUUUAAUCGAAAAUUCAGCACAAAAGUGUUAAGCGCGUUAAGAAAAUUUUUCGUUUAUUUUUUGGCAUUUUUUUCUUUUUUGCGCUCAACCUCAUCUCGACGCUUUAUGUGAUUUUCUUGCGAAACACGCGCACAAAACUUUUAACUUAAACGCGUCAAGCACGCAUUGAGCUUGCAAACUGACAUUUUUCACGCUGCGCGCCUUUCAAUACAUUUGUCUGUGUGUGUGUGUAGACGUAUCCUGAUGUGUAGGCUACACCGACUUGCUCGUAACUGCCGCGUGUGAGCCAAUAAGCUGCUGCUACUUAACGCAAACCAACUCAAAAAUAUCCAAUAUUGAGCUGACAAUUUCGUGGUAAAGACAUUCGCAAAUAAAUUCGUUCACGUUCAUUUUAGUCGCGUUCUUCGCCGCAAACCACUGUGUCUACUUAAAUAUACGUACAUACAUAUAAGUUCAGCAUCUUCACGCCGCUUUGCACUUCUUCACUUGCUUCUAUGUACAUUUGACCCUUACUGUGUCGAGUGCAAGAGACGUGCCUUACUUACGCCUCCUCCUGCUGCGCUACAUACUCAUAUCUAUCGACUUGCCUCCCGUGCAAUUGCUUGGAUUCAAAUACUUUUACUACUCCUGCUUUUGGUGUACAUCCGUUGUGACAAGAUGCAUUCGCCUGUCACCAAAGUGACUGGUUUCAUUGCCCUGAUGAUUGUGCAAAUAAUUCUACUUGCACUCUUCUGGUUGUUCGUGCGUUAUAGUGAUGGAGCUUUACCAAGCGAUGAAGGCCGAGGAUUAGGCGAAGAACACGUUUCCAAAUAUCCGCAUUUCCAAGAUGUGCAAGUGAUGAUCUACAUUGGCUUUGGCUUUUUGAUGACUUUUCUGCGCAAGUAUGGCUACAGUGCUACUGGUUACACACUAUUUUUGGCCGCACUGGUGGUGCAGUGGUCGAUUUUGGUGAAAGGAUUCUUCCAUAUGGAGGAUGGCAAAAUAAGUUUAUCGCUGGAGAGCAUCGUCGAUGCUGAUAUCGCUGCCGCUGUGCCUUUGAUUAGCAUGGGUGCUCUAUUGGGUCGUACCACACCGAUUCAGUUGCUAUUCAUGGCCAUCGUUGAGAUUGUUCUUUUUGCCGCUAACGAAUAUGUCGCUUUGAAUAUUUUCAGUAUCUGUGACGUUGGUGGCUCAAUUACAGUGCACGCCUUCGGUGCUUACUUCGGUCUGGCGGUGAGUCUAAUGUUGCGUCCCGGCAAGGAACAGAACGAGGCAGGCAAAUAUGAAGGAGCCAAUUAUACGUCGGAUAUCUUCGCUAUGGUCGGCACAUUGUUCUUGUAUGUGUAUUGGCCAAGCUUUAACUCGGUGUUGGCCGAUGGCAGUGGCCAAGAGCGUGCCAUACUCAACACGUAUUUAUCAUUAGCAGCGGCAACAGUUACAACAUUCAUUGUGUCAGCACUUGUUAGUCACGAGAAUAAAUUGGAUAUGGUACAUGUGCAGAAUUCAACAUUGGCUGGCGGCGUUGCCAUCGGCACUGUUUGUAAUUUACUAGUUGGAUCGCAUGGCGCUAUAUUAAUUGGCAUCAUUGCCGGUUGCAUUUCAGUGUUGGGCUAUCGCUACCUCUCGCCCCGUAUCACCGACGUGCUGGGCAUACACGACACUUGUGGCGUACACAAUUUACACGGCAUGCCGGCGCUCAUUUCAGCUAUUGCCUCAGCGAUUUUCGCCAAUUUGGUCACCAAAGAAAAAUACAAAUCUGAAUUGGAACAAAUCUUUCCAGCGAUGGCUGGCGCACCAGAGAAUAGCAGUUCAACAAUUAUACUUGGCGGCUACGAACGUACAGCCUCUGCUCAAGCAGGCUAUCAACUUUGCGGCAUUGCAGUCACUUUGCUAGUGGCUAUUGUUGGCGGCAUUUUGACGGGUGUUGUACUCAAAUAUACAGGCAUGCGUAAAUUGCAAAAGCACGAGCAUCAUCAGGAUGAGUUGCAUUGGGAGGUGCCAGAGCACAAGGAUGACUAGUAAAGUCGAAACAAUGUUCAAAAAUAUUACACUUUCCCAUGUUUUAAGUGAAUAUAUUUUCGUGCACUCUAACUUUAGAAGUAUAGUUUUUAAAAUGCUAGUUGUAGAAGCCAAAAAAACGCGCAAAGUUUUUGUAGUGUCCAAAGAAAUUGUAUUUGUGAUUAUUGAAUUACAAUUAAUUUGAAUUAUU
This is a messenger RNA of Ceratitis capitata (Mediterranean fruit fly), 2626 nucleotides long. RefSeq names its product ammonium transporter Rh type B (gene Rh50). Gene Ontology annotation, biological process: ammonium homeostasis; ammonium transmembrane transport. NCBI's taxonomy places the organism in Eukaryota, Metazoa, Arthropoda, Insecta, Diptera, Tephritidae. Gene Ontology annotation, molecular function: ammonium channel activity. Bases 1096 to 2436 code for a protein of 446 amino acids. Gene Ontology annotation, cellular component: plasma membrane. The record is from RefSeq and is a predicted model, not a curated record. The transcript has 8 exons.